Molecule: messenger RNA, 5813 nt
Organism: Anopheles moucheti
Lineage: Eukaryota; Metazoa; Arthropoda; Insecta; Diptera; Culicidae
Gene: Pez
Product: tyrosine-protein phosphatase non-receptor type 14
Exons: 7
Coding region: 636-4940 (1434 amino acids)
Biological process (GO): protein dephosphorylation
Cellular component (GO): cytoskeleton
Molecular function (GO): protein tyrosine phosphatase activity
Source: RefSeq, a predicted model, not a curated record
UCGCGGCAAGCGCAUAGGUGCGUGCGGUAGCGAUCAUCCGCCGUGGUCCAAUACCCCUUCGCAACACUGCACAUGCACACAGCCAGCGGUCAGUGAUUCCGUUUGUAGUGGUGUGCAUGCGAGCGGAAUUGAUGCACUAGGCUGUACCCCGUUGCUCGGUUUGCACUCGAACAAGUGCGACUAGGUGUUUAAUUAGCUACGCAUUAUGGUGAUUCGUCAGGGCCAAAAUUCACGGCGAUAGUGUGGUGCAGUUGCGGGUACGGAAAAAGAAGCUAUUAAGCCUGGAGAAACACACCAUCCAUUGCAGUGAGUUGUAACUGUGGUAGGUUAAAGUAAAUGCGCGUGCGCUCCGUCCCGUCAGCCGAUUUCAAUCCCGACAAGAUCAGUUUCUGCGUCAACUGUCGUAGGAGUGCGAAAGAAAAAAAAGUUUACGACCCGAUCACCAAGUCCAAGCUCAAGUGGGUGAGGGAAUCCAGAAUCUAAGCAAACGGCGAUCAAACGAUCGAACAGUGUGUGUGUGUGGGUGAGCAAGAUAGAAUAAAGAAUUAAAAUAAGUGACAGAAAUCAUCUGAAAGUGCGCGUAUCGCAACAUCAGGAAUAUAAUCCGUUAAGAAAGAUAAAAGAAAGCACCCAAAAUGCCUUUCCGCCUGAAGCUCAAGAAAUCUCGCCAUUACAAUGUCAUGUCCAAGAGCCUAUUCGUCAUAUCCGUCGAUCAUUUGGACUCAUCUACCAAGAUCGACUGUACGCUAAGCUCGGAAAGCACUGGCCAAGAAUGUCUGGAAAACGUGUGCCAAAGAAUAUCGAUCCAACAACCGGAGUUCUUUGGUCUCCGUUAUGUGGUCAAAGGCACGAUCGAUGAGAUGCGAUGGGUGGACCUGGAGCGUCCGCUGAGUCGCCAGCUGGAAAAAUAUUCGGCCAACUCGAAGAUUUUACACCUGCGCGUAAUGUACUACGUCCUCUCGGGUGUCAGUUUGAUACAGGACGAGGGUACGAGAAAUUACUACUUCCUGCAGCUGAAGCACGAUGUUGUGGAGGGUCGCAUUAACUGUGACCCUCGGCAGGUGGUAAUACUGGCAAACUACAGUCGUCAGGCGGAGUAUGGCAACCAUCAGGAUCGACACACGGUGGAGUACCUGAAGACGCUGCUAUCCUUUCCACAUGAGAUGGUCCAUGCAAACCUGCUGGAGGCACUUACCGAACAGGUGAUCCAGCAAGCACAUGAACUACACAACGUAACGCAGGGUGACGCAGAAAGUUUGUACAUAUCCGCCUGUCAGCAGCUCGAUGGUUACGGUCAGGAAACAUUCACGGCGAAAAACGAAACCGGGCUGGAGGUAAUGUUGGGAAUCUCAGUGUCGGGCAUCAUAGUUGCAAGUGACACAAACAAGUUUUACCCCUGGCGUGAUAUUACGAACGUGGUGAACCACAAGCGUGCGUUCAACAUUGAGUGCACGGUGCCACGGGAAAGCGCCGGCUUCACCGUGGCAGACGUUGCUACCGGUCGUUACAUCUGGAAGCUGUGUGCGCUGCAGCAUCGGUUCUUCGUGACGUACGAGCAGAACCAGACGCAGGCGAGCCAGAUGAACUUGAAUCUGUUCCAGAACAUGGGUGACAAUUUGAACGACAGUCGGGAUGAUUUGUUAAGCGAACAGCAGUACAUGCACGCGCAGCAACAGCAACACCAACCUAGUCCAUCACCGGGAGGAUCUCAGCCUCCGUACCAGGGUUCGACUAUGGGGACGACCAGUUGGCCGAGCACACACGAGCUGGCAUCGCACUCGUCGAGCAUGUGGAACAAUGCGACCCAUCAGCAGCAUCCAAUGGUGGACACGCAGCCUGGAGGCGGUGGCGGUGGUGGUCACUUAUCCUCUAGCAAUAUCACCAUUGCGACCGGCGUGGGCGGAAGCAUCAAUAAUCUCAACAAUGUCAAUCCGGUAAAUAUGAUGCAAUCGUCGCGUUCCUCCGGGCUCGAUAUUAACCUCAAUUCGACCUCCAAUACCGCGGUACCGUUGGAGUACUCGAACCAGAUGGGUUCCAGCUGGGGUUUGAAUCCGGUCGGUUCGAAUGCGUCACUCAUAAACCGUGCCCAAAGUUCGUCAUGUUUGGAUUUAAGCAACAACAAUCUAACACCCGAUCGGGAUCGGCUAAAAGCGCUCCUGCCGACAUAUCGACCAGCGCCCGACUACGAGACGGCUAUACAGCAAAAGUACCGUUCCAGCAGCAACGAUGUGCGGCUGGUGAAUGGGAAUUUAUUGCACCUGUCCGCUUCGCAGAUGCUCGCGGCACAGGAGCAACAGCAUCAGCAACAGGUCGCACCGGCAGGACAUCAUCUCGAGUACGGCAUUACGGGUAGCCAGCCGGAUGUGUCCUACUACGGUCAGCAUUUGCAGCAACAGCAGCAACAGUCGGCCACCCAACAAGUACACCAGCAACCGUAUCCGGACGUAACGCAUCAUACGACGACGCAUAUAAUCGGCCCACACUACUCGGAUGCGUCCGAUUAUGGGUUGACGCAUCGAUUUAAAAUGAUGCGCCUUGUAAAACCACCUCCGCCAUAUCCCGCCAAUCGACUCAGCUCGACUUCAACGCCCGAUUUGGCUUCCCAUCGUGCUCUGCUCGGUCUGCGCAGUGCGCAAGUGUCCGGUUCUAGUCCCGAUCUAGUGUCAACCCGUCCGUUGAUGAAUCACCACCAUCAUGCGGCGCACCUUCAGCAUCAUCAGCUACAAAUUGCUCAUCUAUCGCAGAGCGGUGGCCAAGUAUGCUAUCCUGGAUUGGCAACGGCUGGCAACCCUCACGCCCAGUUGCACCAUUCCCAAACAAUGUUGCCACACGGGACGUAUGAAAAUUUAAACUUUAUGGAGAAUCUAACAUCAACUAAAGCAGGUCUAAUAUCGGCUGCGAAUCAAGGUGCGCCCGGCAAUGUGUACUAUUACGUUCCCGGAGGUAUGGAGCAUAUUUUGCUUACAAGUGGAAGUACACCCGGCGGUGAUAGUAGUAAUCCGUCCUACCACACUACCGCGAACGGUCAUAUCGGAUUGGCCCCCAAAACGCACCUCAACCGAUCAUCUCAACAUAUCAAUGGAUCGAUCGAACCGAUCUAUGAAAACGUUCCAUUGCCGUGGAAAGAUGACAACGAUGCGCUGGGAGAGGGAAGGAACCGAACGGCAAGCGUUCAGUCGGCUCCAGGUGUGCAGCAUCAGCCGACGAUGCGACCGAUGCCUCCUACACCACCGCAACCACAAACACCAACCAGUACCAGUGCGCCGGCGAGUGCUAUGGAUGGUGCCAUGUUUAACAUUCAGUCUCAGGCCCAACAACCACAGCAACAGCUUCAGCACAAACCAUCCAAACAGCAGCAGCAUCAGCAACAAACACAGGAACAGCAGCCAACGGGACGCCAGCAAAUGCCACAUCAGCGAGUUUCUGAAGGAUCGAUCACUGCAAUGGGUCCACCGGCACCAUCAUUAGCCGAUGUGCCAAAGCACCAUACCAACAAUCAUUCCGGCAGUAUCGACGCCCAACUGAACAGUUCUACCACGACAACAACAACGACGGCAUCGGUCAACGCUACCGCGGCCAAGGAACCUACUGCUAUUAACCGGUCACAUUCAUCGAACAAUGUGCUCGAUGCUUCACAACUCUCCAGCUACACACUGAACGAAACUGUCCAGAGCGGUAGCGUUCGAAAUGGGCACAAUGAUUCCGGCAUCAGUUCGAUUACGGGAUCGACCAAUCUCGGUGGUAGCGGUGGCAGUACAACUAGUCGCAACACUACUCAUAACAAUAGUUCGGCCAACACCUCCACCGCCACGACAUCUUCCGUGAAAGAAACGAAGCGGAAGCGCAUCUGGGAAAUACUCGGCGGUCGAUCGAAGAAUUCCACCGAUAAACAGAAGAGUGCCACCCUCGGUCGGGAGAAGGAUCGCAAAAAGAAAGGCUCCGUGGAUCCGAGCGUAGAUGGCAGUGGAAGCGGUGGAAGUGCUAACUCUUCCAUGAACGAGGGAGCGAACGGAGGGCAGCUGCGCCAUCGUUGGUCAACGGGAUUGCCAAGAUUACAGCCACUGCCGGCUAAUAUCAGCAAAGAGAAAUUGUGCUCGCUACUGGAAUCGAAACUGGCCGAUCCUCAGCUGUAUUGUGAAUUUGAGCGCAUUCCUAAGCGUAGUGAAAGCGCCAUCUAUAACUGUGCCUUAGCGGAGGAUAAUAAAAACAAGAACUUCGAUUCGUCCUUUCUGCCGUACGAUAAUAAUCGAGUGCGUUUAACACCGACACGGGAUAAUCGUAUGGGCUACGUGAAUGCUUCUCACAUAACAAGCACGGUUGGUAACAAGCAGAGAUUCUACAUAGUCGCCGAGAGCCCGAACGACACACUGACGACAAACAUAUUCUGGCAAUGCGUCUGGGAGGCGGAUGUCUAUUUACUGGUGCAACUAUCCAAAGAGCUAAACUAUAUCCCACAAACAAGUGAACGGUGUUUGGAGUACGGGCAGUAUCAAGUAUGGCGCGAAUUUUCCCAAGAAACAGAUCGCUGCACAACGAGCAAAUUGCGCGUGUACCACACACAAAGCCGUCGUUACCGAUCGGUUUGGCAUUUAUCGUAUACGGAGUGGGCCGACCAAAACUGUCCGGGUGAUGUUGGACAUUUUUUGGGAUUUUUGGAAGAAUUGAAUUCCGUUCGGUUGGCGUCAAUUGCGGAGGUUCCACCAUCGCACAAUACCAAUCCACCAGUGUUGAUACACUGUAAUGAAGGUGGUGGUCGCACGGGUGUGACUUUGGUAGCUGACUUGCUGCUGUACACACUGGAUCAUAACCAGGACAUUGACAUACCGCGAUUGAUCGGCCAAUUACGACAGCAGCGGGAUAGUAUCAUACCAUCAUUGGCACAAUACAAGUUCAUCCACGCACUGUUAAUACACUACUUAAAGCAAAACCGACUGAUCUAAGGCUAAUGAUGAAGAAACACACUGCAAAGGUGCUAUGCAAAAGAGUUGCAAGUUUUGGUUAUUUUUCGACUGUUUCUAAUCAGGUCACUGUUAUCACUGACGAAUACAAGGCAAAAAUGAACGAGCGAUAUGAUCAAAGCACUAAAUUUAGUAGGUAACAGAAGUGCCUUAUCAAAACACGCCAAAUCUGACCGGUACAGCAUCGACCGAUACCCAUAGCUACCUAUGAUUGCGCUUGUUCGCUUGUUGUAUUAUAUGUGUUUACUAGAAAGCACAAACUAAGUCUUCAGCUUUUAUCAGCAACAGGCAAUAAAUCGGAUAACCUAUGGUCAAUGUGAAAGUUAGUAUUAAUUUAGACGAAAAUGAUGUAUUAUUUGAUCUUUUUUAACUCUUUUAAAUACUUGAUAACGAAAUGCUACGAUAAUAAUACGUGGACAAAUAAACUAUUUUAGCUAGCUAGUUUUAAAUUUACAACUGCAUACUAACGCAACUACUUUUGUACCAUAUAUGUCGGAAAGCGUAUCAAUCCAUAUCGUGCGAAUGGUUGAAAGAACAGCGUUACUGCCGAAGAUCAAUUACAAUCACCAGUAUAGGGAGUUACUUUCGCGUCACUAAUAUAAACAUUGUGCUAAAUUUUGUAAGACUUUUUGUAAGUAUCGUUUUGUUGUGGACCGGAGGGGUCACAGGGUGCGCAGAAAGCAAACUUUUAAAUGUGUAAAUGAUUAACAGGAUAACGAAAAAGUAUUUCCUUCGCUGUAGACAUGUAGGAGGUGAUUAUUUAUGUGUACAUCAUUAUGUGACCACUAGUGGCUGUAUUUUUAAUAUCUGUGGGAAAUGUAAACAACGUGUAAUGUAAUAAAAUGUGGCACACCA